Aureobasidium pullulans EXF-150 is the source of this 2049-nucleotide messenger RNA. RefSeq names its product acetyl-CoA synthetase-like protein. The record is from RefSeq and is a predicted model, not a curated record. The transcript has 2 exons. Bases 1 to 2049 code for a protein of 682 amino acids. Lineage: Eukaryota; Fungi; Ascomycota; Dothideomycetes; Dothideales; Saccotheciaceae.
AUGGCGAACGCACAUCCACAAGACGCAGCGUAUGCAGCUGCACUCGAUUCGCCAGAGACAUUCUGGGCUCAUGAGGCCAAGCACCUGAGCUGGGCUGUUCCUCCGAAAACCAUCAUCGAAAAUACUACAAAGACAUUGCAGUCUGGCACCGAGCAUCAACACUGGAAAUGGUUUCCAGACGGCGAGAUCUCGACCUCAUACAACUGCGUUGAUCGACACGUCGAAGCUGGAAAUGGCGACCGCACGGCAAUCAUCUGGGACUCGCCCGUCACCAACACACAAGAGAAGAUCAGCUAUGCACAAUUAGCAGAAGAAGUCGCUACACUAGCAGGUGUAUUGCGUGAAGAGGGGGUCAAGAAGGGAGAUGUGGUGUUGAUAUACAUGCCCAUGAUACCAGCAGCAUUGGUCGGAGUCCUUGCAACCUUACGACUUGGAGCAAUUCAUGCUGUUGUGUUUGGUGGCUUCUCUGCCCCAAGUUUAGCACAGCGCAUUGAUGCUUCCAAGCCUAAGGUGAUCUUGACUGCCAGUUGUGGUAUCGAAGGCGCAAAAGGUCCAUUACCAUACCAACCUCUGGUCAGAGGUGCAAUCGAGCAAUCCAAACACAAGCCGAGCAAGACCAUUGUAUGGCAACGCGAACAGAGUCGCUGGGACGAUGUCAAGAAAGAGAAUGGAGAACGAAACUGGCAACGAUUGGUCAAAAGUGCCAGAAACCGUGGCUUGAAGGCAGAAAAUGUUCCAAUCAAGAGCAACGAGCCGAUUUACAUCAUCUACACCUCCGGAACUACUGGUGCACCAAAGGGUGUUUUGCGUGAAGCCGGAGGUCAUGCUGUCGGGUUGAAUUUCUGUAUGCGCCAUCUCUUCGGUAUCAAGGCCGGCGAUGUCAUGUUCUGUGCAUCAGAUAUUGGAUGGGUCGUAGGACAUUCGUUCAUCAUAUUCGCCCCAUUGUUAGCUGGAGCCACAACGGUCCUGUUCGAGGGCAAGCCUAUUGGUACACCAAACGCUGGCACUUUCUGGAGAUGCGUCGAACAGCACAAAGUCAACGUCAUGUUUACUGCACCUACAGCUUUACGAGCCAUUCGUAGAGAGGAUGGAAAGCACAAAUUUUUCAUUGAGAGAGGAGAAAAGGACGGUCUCAGGUCGCUGAGGGCUCUCUUCUUGGCGGGAGAGCGAAGUGAACCGGCUGUUGUCAACGAUUAUACGCAGCUCUUGCAGAAAUACGGCGCUCCCGGUGCUGCUGUAGUGGAUAACUGGUGGUCUUCAGAAAGUGGAAGUCCCAUGACUGGAUUAGCACAACUCCCAUCGUCAUGGCAUGCUGGUGGUGAGGAGAGUGUCAAGCCUCUCGCGACAAAACCAGGAAGUGCAGGAAAGCCAAUGCCCGGCUUCAACAUUCGCGUUGUAGAUGAUGACGGCAAUGAAGUACCACAAGGAAAGACCGGUAAUAUCGUGCUGGGUAUGCCACUUGCACCCACUGGUUUCACAACACUCUGGAAAGAUGAGAAACGCUUCUAUAACGGAUACAUGCUUCGAUUCAAGGGUAGAUGGAUAGACACGGGAGACGCUGGCAUCAUUGACAAAGAUGGUUAUGUCCACAUUCACGGCCGCAGUGAUGACAUGAUCAAUGUUGCCGCCCAUAGACUGAGCACUGCUACCCUCGAACAAGCCAUCUCAUCACACCCCUCCGUAACAGACAACUGCGUCAUUCCAGCCCCAGACCCUCUCAAAGGCCAUGUCCCCUUCGCCUUUGUCGCCCUCUCCCCCUCAGCAGGCACAAUCCCAGAAGCCGAAUUACUCGCCGCCAUCAAUUCUCGCGUCAGAGCAGCCGUCGGCCCAAUCGCCACGCUCGGAGGUAUAAUCAUAGCCCAAGGCGUGAUUCCUCGCACCAGAAGCGGAAAAACUUUACGCAGAGUGUUGAAGCAAUUGGUCGAAGAUGCGAGUGAGGGUAAUUUCGACAAAGAGGUUGAGGUGCCAGCGACAAUUGAAGAUGUGGAGGUUGUGGAAAGGGCGAGGAAGGUUAUCAAGACUUAUUUCACCAGGAAGAGUAAGUUGUGA